UUGUCAUUGGUGCCUACGUCUAUCGCUACAGGGCAGCAGAUUUGCAUGACUAGCUAUAAAACGAAAAGCCGAGGUAAUUGCGCCAUUCAGAUUUUCGUUGAUAAAAUUCACAGUAAUGCCUGAGCCGAAAGCCGCCCCUGUGCCCAAAAAGGGUUCUAAGAAGGCCGUUUCUAAGAGUCAGGCGAAGGGUGGUAAGAAACGCAGAAAGUCCAGGAAGGAAAGCUAUUCCAUCUACGUGUAUAAGGUGCUGAAGCAAGUGCACCCUGAUACUGGUAUUUCUUCUAAGGCUAUGGGCAUCAUGAACUCGUUUGUGAACGACAUCUUUGAGCGCAUUGCUGGCGAGGCUUCUCGUUUAGCGCACUACAACAAGCGCUCGACAAUUUCUUCAAGGGAGAUCCAAACUGCCGUAAGACUGCUACUACCAGGCGAACUUGCUAAGCAUGCCGUGUCCGAGGGCACCAAGGCAGUCACCAAGUACACUAGCUCCAAAUAAAUGGUGGAAGUCGUACUAGAAAACAAAGGCUCUUUUUAGAGCCACAUACUUCACCUACAAAGAGCUCCAUUUACCUAAUAAGCCAUCGUUGAGGUGGCCACA
Molecule: messenger RNA, 595 nt
Organism: Erpetoichthys calabaricus (reedfish)
Lineage: Eukaryota; Metazoa; Chordata; Cladistia; Polypteriformes; Polypteridae
Product: histone H2B 5-like
Exons: 1
Coding region: 116-493 (125 amino acids)
Cellular component (GO): nucleosome
Molecular function (GO): structural constituent of chromatin; DNA binding; protein heterodimerization activity
Source: RefSeq, a predicted model, not a curated record